Molecule: messenger RNA, 960 nt
Organism: Nicotiana attenuata
Lineage: Eukaryota; Viridiplantae; Streptophyta; Magnoliopsida; Solanales; Solanaceae
Exons: 2
Coding region: 1-960 (319 amino acids)
Source: RefSeq, a predicted model, not a curated record
AUGAACGAUGCAGAGUUGUCGUUGGGUAUAUCUGGCAUGGCUCCGCGAACUCUUAUCAUGGGGAUCGAGCGUGACCGGCGGGAGGAGCAGAGGACGGCCAUUUUUAAGAAGAUGACCUUCAAAUACAAGGAGUACCGUACUGAGCACCGAACAUUGGCCGACUUCCUUAACCAGGAUGGUGAAUUUCAGUCGCUUCGUGAUGGGCUUAAACAGAAAGAUGAUGAGUUGACGAAGAAAGAUGAAGAGCUAAGGGAGAGGGACGAUGAGCUUAUGAGGGCCAUCGGUAGGUGCAGCGAGCUUGAGGCAGCUCUAAAGUCCAAAGAGGACGAGCUCGAGGUGAGCAAGGGGGUGAUGGCCGAGAACGCUGACCUUCAAAUGCAGGUGGCAUCCUUAACGGCUGAACUCGAGCAGAAGGAGGCGAAAGCUGUCGAUCUAAGGGGUGAGCUGAGUGCCAAGGUCGAAGAAUUGAGUCGUGUCGAGAAAGGUAGAAUGGCCGCUAUGGCUGAAGCGGCGGCUCUAGAAGAUGCCCUCUGCGUUUGCAGGUCCGAGCGAGCUAAUGAGGUGGAGACAUCGGAGCUAAAUGUGGUGAGGUUAGAAGAAAAUAUCCAUGGUUUAGAGGCAGAGUUGUAUGGGUUGGAAGAGCAGGUCGUUGUAUUGAGGGCCGAGGAGGCGCGACGACAGUCACAACCGUCCACAUCUCAUACUUCUGCCGAUAUCGGUGUGUCAUGGGAGUUGUAUGAGAUCUGGGUUCACGCCGAGGCUCAACUUGACGUGUAUAAAUCUUUGAAGGCUGUCGGGAAAUUUUCCGAAGCAGAGCUUAAGUCGUCUGUGUCAAGGCACGUGCAACUCGUGAAGCUUGUGGUUACAACCUUGGUACGCCUGAUGGGGAUGAGGAUGACAACGCCGCGAAUAGGCUUGCCUCUGAUCCUUGGUAUGAUGAUGAGUACGCCGAUGGGAUGA